AUGUCGCUGCACCACUGACAGCUGUCGAUCGAUACAUCGCCACCGCGUUAUACGCGUGAAAAUGAAAACGACGGCCAUCUCUUUGCUCCUCUUUGCGUUGUGUUACUCUCUCGUCGAAAGCGUCUCGAACCGUCGACCACUGCUCGACGAAGCCGAGCCACAACGGAAUCUCGAUCUCGACCGUUUGAUCUCGUUGCGCGAUGAUCGUGGAGAGAGUGAACGACAAAACGCCAACGGCGAGGACGAACCGGAGAGCUGGACAGGCCGAUGGAUGCCCGACAGACCGAACGAUCCUACCCCGCCGCCAAAAGUAUUUCCAAAGACGGAUCAGACGACUGAUUUCGAGUCCUCUGGUUCCUUUCACGGCGGAGUACCGAUGGGGUAUUCGUCGAAAAGCUGCGACGACGCCAAGACCAAUUUGACCGUCGACUGGGAUGGCAAUCCAAUCAGUUACACUUGUUACGACGAAAGAAUCACCCCGAACAGAAGCACGAUAGCGCUGAAAUACUGCGAGCGCAUACCGAGACACUACGUCCACGGAGCGAUCGUCGCGUUGUACCAUCCAUGCGCCAAUCCGAUGGAAGUGAAGCGGUUGAAGAACUUGCUCUCUAGCUGUCUACGACGACACGUGAUCAGCCCUUACAACCUGUUGGACGAACGCCGCCCGUUGGUACUGGUCGCAUGGGGAUGUCGUUUGAGCAUGUCCUACGUGAAUGCCGAGCUGGUGGUUGGAUUCGUACGCGAGCACGCUCUCCGCGGACCGGAAGAAACGCCGAGGGACGGCGACUUCUCCCAAGCUUUGUUACACCCAGCGGAGAUCGUGUCCGAUCUCGACGACACGAUGCUCUGCCCGAGCGCGCGUACAGUCUUGCGCGACUGACGCCGUCCAUCUGUAUCAUACCUACCUGUACAUACCAACGUCUGAUCUUCUUCCCCACUUAUUUAUUAUUAGCUACGUUUCCCUUUGCCUUUCCAGUUGCCCUCUCCUUUCCUCGUUGCUUCGCGUUACAACGACGCAGAAACGUGGGAAUCAAUAAAGACAAAGUCCAAAGGCAACCUCUCGAAUUUUCUUUCUUUCUCGAACAAAUCAACACGCGACGAAGGGCAAAGGGGACGAAUAAAUGAGACGCGCAACGUUCACUCCCCUGAUAUAUAUAUAUAUAUAUA
Messenger RNA from Heterotrigona itama, 1167 nucleotides. The record is from the annotation of a GenBank genome assembly. Lineage: Eukaryota; Metazoa; Arthropoda; Insecta; Hymenoptera; Apidae.